This is a messenger RNA of Labeo rohita (rohu), 1534 nucleotides long. Its product is annotated as 2-oxoglutarate receptor 1. The record is from RefSeq and is a predicted model, not a curated record. NCBI's taxonomy places the organism in Eukaryota, Metazoa, Chordata, Actinopteri, Cypriniformes, Cyprinidae. The transcript is spliced from 2 exons. Gene Ontology annotation, molecular function: G protein-coupled receptor activity. Gene Ontology annotation, cellular component: plasma membrane. Bases 106 to 1098 code for a protein of 330 amino acids. Gene Ontology annotation, biological process: G protein-coupled receptor signaling pathway.
GUCUGGUGAUGACUGUGUCUAUGAUACUGCAUUCAUACACAUUUAAAGAUUGAAAACUAACCAGAGGGGAAAGCGAGGGAUCAACAACACUUGCAACAGAAGACAAUGGUGGGUCUGGAAAUGAAUUCAACUGACUGUUUUCCUGUUGACGACUACAUAAAGAUUUAUUAUCUGCCAGUGAUGUACACCUUCAUUUCCGUAGUUGGACUUGUGGGAAACUUUCUGGCGAUCAUCAUUUACCUGAUGAAACUCAGACCCUGGAAAAGCAGCAGCAUAAUAAUGGUGAACCUGGCAGUGGCUGAUCUGCUGUAUGCAUUGAGUUUACCUGUUCUGAUCCAAUUUUACAUUACCAGAAACUGGACUUUGGGAGAGUUCAUGUGCCGUUUCAUCCGCUUCUGCUUCUACUACAACCUCUACGGCAGUAUCCUCUUCCUAACCUGCCUCAGCGUCUUCCGUUACAUCGCAGUGGUGCACCCGCUGAAGGCUGCUGAGAUCCGGCGGAAAAGAUGGGGCAUCUUGGUUUGUCUGGGAGUCUGGGCCAUUUCCUUGGUGGAGAUCGGCCCGAUGCUGGGGAUGAUUACUGUACAGCGGGAGCACAACAGGACAAAAUGCCUUGACUUUGCCAGUAAUGAUCCACAGGUGGUGUGGUGGUACGGUUGGAUACUCACAGUUUUUGCAUAUAUGUUGCCAUUGCUGGUGGUGUGCUGGAGCUACACUCGCAUUGCAGGCUCUCUGGGCAGCAGCAUAUCCAGAAACAGGCCGAGUCGCUCCCGAGUUCGCAUGCUGUCCAUUCUGAUUCUGGUGGUGUUUGUGCUCUGUUUCUUGCCAUACCAUAUCAUGCGUUUGCUGAGGGUGGAUAGCCUGCGCAGACCUGGCGUGCCAUGUAUGCAGAGGAGAGGCAUCCACGCAGCCUACAUAUUGUCACGACCCCUGGCUGGCCUCAACACUUUCUUCAACCUAGCACUGUACACACUGGCAGGAGACAAGUUUCAACAGGCUUUCCGGAGCAUUGUGCACAGGAAGGAGCGCACAAGCAGCACAUUAUCAGUAAUCCACUCUCCAAACGUCAUCUCAAAGAAAGAUCCCAUGAAGACCUGAUACGGACUGUAUACAGACAUUAUAAAAGGUUUGGGGCUGGUAAAAUUUUUGAAGGAUUUUUGAACGGAGACUUUAAUGCUUACCGAUUUGAUUAAAAUACAAUAAAAAACUAAAAUAUUCAAAUUUUAUAAUUUUUUUUAUUUAUUUUAAUAUAUUUUUAAAUGUAAAUGGUAACACUUUACAAUACGGUGUCAUUUGUUAACAUUAGGGUAUCAACUAACAUGAACAAACAAUGAACAAUACAUUUAUUACAGCAUUUAUUAAUCUUUGUUAAAGUUAGUUAAUAAAAAAUACAGUCGUUCAUUGUUCAUGUUAGUUCACAGUGCAUUAACUAAUGUUAACAAACAACUUUAGAUUUUAAUAAUGCGUUAAUAAAUGUUGAAAUUAAUAUUGACUAAGAUUAAUAAAUGCUGUAGAAGUAUUAUUCAUUUUCAGU